CCGCGAUGUCUUCCGAGUCUCCCCAGCUGGACGUCUCUUCGUCCCAGCCCCUGUCCGGCGAGCGGAACCCCGCCGACGGCGACAGUGCCAAACGGAAAGCGGAUCAAGCCAACGGAACGCACACGCGCUCCAAGCGGAAUCGCUACAUCUCCAUCGCCUGUAAUGAAUGCAAGCGUCGCAAGAUCAAGUGCAAUGGGCAAGUGCCCUGCCAGCGCUGUGGCCAUCUCAAUCUGGAAUGCCGAUAUGCGCCGAACUGCUGUAACAACAAUUUCAAGGACUCCGAGGAAUUUCGAUCGAUGAAGGAUCAAAUCACCGCUCUUCAAGACCAAGUCAAUAGCCUCUUCACUAGCCUCAAUGAUCUCCGCUCCCAGCGAUCUUCUCUCGGCUCCCCGGGGCUCGAGACCUUUUCCCGAGAUGGCUCGCAAUCGGUCUUCACCCCUAUGCAGGUUGGGCUGGCUAAACCGCGCAUCAGACACCCCCGGUUCCAAGGCCCUACUAGCUCCGCCUUCAAUUUCGACGUGGCAAGGUCUAGCCUUCAAAACAUGGGCAUUGCCCCCGCAGAAGAGGUCAUCACCGAUGACCUCACCACGGCGCACGCGACGCCCGCUGGCUCACCUCCUCAUGCCCCUCCGUUGGUCCCCUCUAUACACCCGACAAAAGAUCCGAUAUGGGCCAUCAAGCGGGAGGACGCCCUGCGUCUCUGUAGGAUCUACGAAGAAGAAAUUGGCAUCAUGUAUCCGCUCGUAGAGAUCGACAAAGUGACCCAUCAGGUUAAUCUGCUUUACACGUUCAUGGAAGCCGCAACCCGCACGGGUUUCGCACAGCGAGGACUGCCUGGGUCGGACGGUCUUCAGGAUGAUAAUACCAAUAUUUUGAAGAUGAUUCUUGCCACCACCCUCAUUGUCGAAGGAGGCGGACAGAGCGACCUCGGUCAGCGUCUGUAUUUGAGCGUGAAGCCUGUUGUCGAAUCCAAACUCUGGGAUUCGUUGAACAUCAAGACAAUCCAGCUCUUAGGAAUGGUGGCAACGUACCAUUUCCACACCGACGACGAUGCCAUGGCUUACCGCAUCAUCGGCCUUGCAGCGCGCAUGUGCCUCGAGAUGGGUCUACACCGACGAGAUGCGCUGGCCAAAUUAUUUCCAGACGAGAACCAGUGGCCAGAAAUCGUCCGAAUCUUUUGGGCUAUCUAUACCUUGGACAGGCGCUGGAGCUUCGGGACCGGGUUGCCAUUCGUCAUUCAAGACGAGGAUAUCGAUCCUAACCUUCCCGAGCCGGAUACAUCCAUGCCCUAUUUGAGGUGUAUGAUAUCUUAUAAUCGCAUUAGUUCGAAGAUCUGGUACUCCGGGCUAGGGUCGGAGGGAACGACCGAUGUGCGACGGGACGAGAUCGGUUAUCUAGAUUACCAGAUUCUCCAAUGGUAUAAGCAGGUGCCAGACGCCCUCAAGUUCUAUCCCGUGGAGUCUCCCAAGCACGAGUCAGCCAGCCGGGGUCUUCGGCGGUUGCGGGUACUGGUGUACCUGCGCAUGAACCAGCUUCGCAUUCUCAUCUACCGCCCGGUCCUUCACUCCGCAGCCAGCAUCGCCGAGGACAAGGGACACGCCCAAACGGUGGUCGACGUCGCCAAGGACACGGUGCGCGUGCUUACGCGGUUGAACCAGACCUCCGACAUCUACCGCACCCAACAGAUCACCUUCAACUACUUCCUCGUCGCCGCACUCGCCGUUCUUUUCCUGGCCGUGUGCCACGCACCGGCUGAAUUCAACCGGCAGGUGCGAGAUGAGUUCUACAUGGCGCUUGACCUGAUCAAUGGGUUCAGUACCAAGUCGUACGUAUCGAAACGAUUGUGGAAGACCAUCAAGGGCCUCCGCAAAAUCGGCGAGCGACUGGGCAUGCUGGUGCGUCCGUUUGGGUCUGACACGAACGAUCCGCAUUCGACGGCCGCGGUGGCCAUGGCCGGCUUGGCCGGUCAUCCGAUCGAGGAUAUCUCGAUGUACGGGCCCAUGAAUGGGAUGGAGCUGGGGAAUAGUCCCUUGAACGGGCUGCAAAUGAGCCAGGAGCUCACGAAUCUAUUCGAGGCCGUGGGGGGAUUUGGCAAUUUCAUGGCGUCCAACCCGACCCACGACGGGAUCAAUGGGUUUGUUGGCCAUGAUGGAGAGAUCCAGAACACAGGCGAGGAAUUGUCCGGCGUGUUGGGGGAUGAAGGGGAGUUCUCUCGAGUCAUCCGCGAUCUAUUCUGAGGCACGCUUGGCUUUCGCGUGGUCCUCCUUUGUAUAUACUUUUUUUUUUUUUUUUU
Aspergillus steynii IBT 23096 is the source of this 2293-nucleotide messenger RNA. RefSeq names its product transcription factor domain-containing protein. Bases 6 to 2237 code for a protein of 743 amino acids. Gene Ontology annotation, cellular component: nucleus. The transcript has 6 exons. Gene Ontology annotation, biological process: DNA-templated transcription; positive regulation of transcription from RNA polymerase II promoter by galactose. The record is from RefSeq and is a predicted model, not a curated record. Lineage: Eukaryota; Fungi; Ascomycota; Eurotiomycetes; Eurotiales; Aspergillaceae. Gene Ontology annotation, molecular function: RNA polymerase II cis-regulatory region sequence-specific DNA binding; zinc ion binding; DNA-binding transcription factor activity, RNA polymerase II-specific.